Messenger RNA from Pleurotus ostreatus (oyster mushroom), 603 nucleotides. It is a transcript of the gene GET1, whose product is annotated as GET complex subunit get1. The record is from RefSeq and is a predicted model, not a curated record. Gene Ontology annotation, biological process: tail-anchored membrane protein insertion into ER membrane. Gene Ontology annotation, cellular component: GET complex. Bases 1 to 603 code for a protein of 200 amino acids. NCBI's taxonomy places the organism in Eukaryota, Fungi, Basidiomycota, Agaricomycetes, Agaricales, Pleurotaceae. The transcript has 5 exons.
AUGUCCCUUCUCAUCACCAUAUUCGCGCUGGUUUUCGUUACCCAGCUAAUUUCAUGGAUAGGCCAAACCGUUCUCCUAGAACUCGCAUAUUCGUUAUAUCUUCGACUAUUUCACUCGUCGCUCCAUGUGCGGCAGAGGAAGCUCAAGACCGAGAUCCUCGCCACGAAGAAGGAGCUCAUGCAGACCAGCGCGCAGGACCAGUUCGCGAAGUGGGCUAAAUUGAGGAGGAGUGUGGACAAGGGGUUGGCUGAUUUGGAGAAACUCAACGCUGAGGUCGCCUCCAACAAAUCAUCCUUCAAGAUGAAAUUCAACGGCCUCAUUUGGUCGCUAACGACGGGGCUGCAGUUCAUCGUGGGCUGGUGGUAUAGAAAGUCUGCCGUUUUCUAUCUCCCCGCUGGAUGGUUUGGCCCAUUGGAAUGGUGGCUAUCCUUCCCAUUUGCUCCCGCAGGUUCCGUGAGCGUGGGUGUAUGGCAGAUGGCUUGCCGAAGAGUCAUCAAGGUCGGGGAACGCGUCGUGAAAGACCUUAUCGCCAAUUCCUCGCAUAGCGCGGAGGCGAAGGUAGAGGCCGAGCGUCCCAGUGACGAAAAGUCCAAGCAGACUUGA